UUCGGGUUUAUAACUACCGUUACAGCAUUAAUCGAAUUUUUUCCUGAAUACACAAUACUUCACAUUAAUUUCAUAGCCGUGGUUCUUAUCUGCCUGCACGCAGUUUUUCGAUUUUAGAAAGAACUGAUAAGCUGUGUCGGUUAUCGUACAUUUAUACGAGUUAGUGGUUGGCGUUUGACGUCGUACAGUGUACGGUAUAUUAAAAUUUUGUUGUGUUUUAAUCUCUCUCAAUGGGGGACCUGUACCAGUUCAAGUGACUUAUCACCUAUGUAAUAGAGUUGCUUCGCUAGAGAUCCAUUUAUUUUCAAUACUGCUUCCAUCAGUCCAGAUACUGCGGUUGUACGAGAAAGUUCCCCCUCUUUACGUUCACUGCACUUUGUUACUCAUCAUCAGCUAGAAGGAAGGUCAACCAGUUGGAGCUAGAGGUUGGGUGUCAAAUAAAAAAGUUUGUGAAACGGUUUAGUGAGUAAGGUCAAGUUGGUGCAAACUUUGAAGUAUUUCAGAAAAAUAGACGACAAGAUGCCAAGUAAAGGCGUCAAUAAGGACCUCCAGAAGGAACGGGAGAAAUGUACAUUCAACAAUGAUGAAUUCACCUUAUGGUGGAUCGGUGGCGAGGCCAAACUCAAAGAGAAACGUUUUCGAGAAAAAUUCUUUUUGAGCGAACCGGAAUUUUUUGACAAGAUACCGUUACACUUUGCGUCCCAUAAGGAAGUUUACGAGGAGUCUGUUCGCAAGGCUACGGUCAUUUUCCGCAAGGUCAAGCAAAUGCAGGCCCAGGGAAAGGAUGGCGUUGAUAACUAUAUGGCUCUUUUGGGAGGCCUGCUCGGCUCUGGAAUUAUAAAGGAGGGAAAUCCUUUGGGGGUUCAUUUCGUGAUGUUUCUUCCUGCGCUGAUGGGUCAUGGAACACCCGAACAGCAGGCAGAAUGGAUUGGACGAGCAUGGAACUGUGAGAUAAUCGGAACGUACGCACAGACAGAGCUGGGUCAUGGAACGUUUAUCCGGGGAUUGGAAACCGUAGCAUCUUACGAUGAGAAAACACAAGAGUUUGUACUUAAUAGUCCCACUUUGAGUUCGUACAAAUGGUGGCCAGGAGGAUUGGGUCAUACAGCGAACUAUUGUGUCGUUAUUGCACAGUUAUACUCCAAAGGACAAUGCCAUGGGAUCCAUCCAUUUAUUGUGCAACUUCGCGACGAAGAGACGCAUAUGCCCUUACCGGGAAUUACUAUCGGAGAGAUUGGUAAUAAAUUGGGUAUGAAUGGAGUCAAUAAUGGCUUUCUGGGAUUUAAAAAUGUUCGUAUACCUCGCACGAACAUGUUGAUGAAGAAUGCGAAACUACUCGAAGACGGUACCUUCGUGAAGCCACCAUCAUCAGUUCUCACGUAUGGAACUAUGAUGUUUGUACGGGUUGUUAUUGUUCGUGAUAUGGCUAACUACCUUUCCAAGGCAGUGACAAUUGCCACCCGUUAUUCCUGUGUACGAAGGCAAAGUGUUAUCAAUCCCGACCAACCCGAAGUGCAAGUCAUCGAUCAUCUAACCCAGCAAUACAAGCUGUUCCCGGCGAUUGCCAAAAGCAUAGUGUUUAAGCUCACCUCGGACAACUUGUGGGAAAUGUAUAACCAGGUGACGUCCGAGUUAGAUAAGGGAGAUUUGGAGCGUCUACCGGAAUUGCACGCUAUCGCAUGCUGUCUGAAGGCAGUUUCGACAGCUGAUGCUGCACAGGCAAUAGAAACUUGCCGCCUAGCAUGUGGCGGACAUGGAUAUAUGACUUGUUCCAAUCUAUUCGGAACCUAUGGAAUGGUAACGGCCGCGUGCACUUAUGAAGGAGAAAAUACGGUAUUGCUACUUCAAACGGCACGAUACCUUCUAAAAGCAUGGUCACAGGCACAGUCCGGGCAACCACUCGUUCCAACCGUCCAGUAUCUGAAGAGCUUCAUCAGCAAUAAAAAUCAACGUCAAACAUGGAACGAUUCUGUCCCUGGAAUAAUAAAGGGGCUUCAAACUGUUGCAGCUGGCAAACUGCGCUUGGCCAAUGAACACAUUGAGCAACGGAAACGAGCAGGUCACACGCAUGAGGAAGCUGUUAAUCUUACAUCGAUUGAACUGGCUCGUACUGCAGAUGCUCAUUGCCGCGCUUUUCUGGUGCAGUCAAGCUAUGAAAUGAUUGAAAAGUUUGCAGCCAACAUGUCCCCUGAGCUGGUUCGAGUCCUGCGUGACAUUUACGAACUAUAUGCGUACGAUGAAGCUAUCAAGAUGGUUGGCGACUUGUUGCGGUUUACUACAAUUACCGAGAGUGACAUCACUCGUCUUCAGCAAAAAUUAGAAGACUCAUUGGUGGCGAUUCGACCGAAUGCUGUUGGUAUUGUCGAUUCAUUCGAUAUUCCCGACAUGGUUCUAGGAUCUGCUUUGGGAGCAUUCGAUGGAAAUGUCUACGAAAGAUUGUUUGAGGAAGCCAAAAAGAGUCCUCUCAAUCAGGAACCGGUGAACAAAUCAUUCCAUUUAUAUUUGAAGCCAUUCAUGAAAUCAAACUUAUAAAUGUCGAAUAUUUCUUUGAAAUAUUUAGAGUUCAAUAUUUCUUAGUAUAAGCAUGGUGAUCGGAAUGCAAUAUUAUCGUGAAUGUAUUGUUAUAAAAUGGUUAUGCUUGUACAAGUUAUUUUGUAUACAACAGGUGAUAUCUUUUAUAAUAAAAUGAUUAUUAUUUUUAUAUCUA
Messenger RNA from Uranotaenia lowii, 2707 nucleotides. RefSeq names its product probable peroxisomal acyl-coenzyme A oxidase 1 (gene ACOX1). The record is from RefSeq and is a predicted model, not a curated record. Lineage: Eukaryota; Metazoa; Arthropoda; Insecta; Diptera; Culicidae. Gene Ontology annotation, cellular component: peroxisome. Gene Ontology annotation, biological process: fatty acid beta-oxidation using acyl-CoA oxidase; lipid homeostasis. Gene Ontology annotation, molecular function: fatty acid binding; FAD binding; acyl-CoA oxidase activity. Bases 520 to 2532 code for a protein of 670 amino acids. The transcript has 10 exons.